Messenger RNA from Ixodes scapularis (black-legged tick), 1018 nucleotides. RefSeq lists its product as uncharacterized. Gene Ontology annotation, biological process: symbiont-mediated perturbation of host defenses. Gene Ontology annotation, molecular function: amine binding. The record is from RefSeq and is a predicted model, not a curated record. Bases 1 to 921 code for a protein of 306 amino acids. The transcript has 6 exons. Lineage: Eukaryota; Metazoa; Arthropoda; Arachnida; Ixodida; Ixodidae.
AUGGGUCUCAUGUACGCAGCUUUGUUCGCUUGUAUCGCCACUGCUAGUACCUGGCAGGCGCAAAUGACCAUAAGGAAUCCGGAAAACAACCCGUUACUUAACGAACCUAGCCUUGGACCUCUCCAAAGCGCCUGGAAGGCCAUUAAUAAAUCAAACGAUGACCCAUUCGUCCUAAUGUUUCGUUCAAGAAAUCACGAACCAAAUAUCACUUGUGUCGUAGUAACAGCCAGUCUUCACAAUGAGACAUUGAAAAUUGUCAAUUUUACGAGAACAUAUUAUAACAAGACUGAAGGAAAAAACGACACAUUAGAGUACCAAGUGAGAGCCUUGAAUCAAACCGAUUACAAGCUAGAAAAUGUUAUACGUGCAGGCUUGAAAGGCACUCCAAGUAAUAAACCAACCCCUCUGGGAAGCAACAUGUAUAUCGAGUAUGGUGAUUACUCAUGCAACACCUCAAGCAAACCGUUAACGGAUAUGUUGAAGGCCGCAAAAGAUGCUGUAGGAAGUGAAGCUGGAUCUGCUGAACCAGUCGAAGGUGUAAAUUACCUUGACUUCUACGUGGUGCACAACCAGCCACAUUGCAAUAUCUUGAGGUCUCCCCUUCUCAAAGGAGGAUGCGACUUUUGGCUGAGGAAAUCAGAGUUGCCAGGGGCGCUGGAACGCGCAGAAAGUUUUACAAAAAGCAUUCCACCAAAAGUAGAAGACAGGCAGGCUGAGGAAAAUCCAGAAACUGCAGCAGGAAGAGAAGACAUUACGAACGAAAAAACGCCUAAGUUUGCAGAAGCCCUAUUUAGAAGCCUUCCCACCGCUUGCCGCUAUGCCUUCAUAUCCGCCUGUGGAUAUCCAAACGAUAUGAUGUACGACAAGAACAUAUGCAAAAAUACCCAAACAGAAGAGACUUCUUCGAUUUCUGAAUCGUGAUGCCUAUUCGUGUCCCAAUUGUUGGAGGGCGCUGUCGUAUGCGUCCAAAAACUACGGGGGAAAAUAUGCCGUUGCCUCUACUGUCUGGUGUGUGUUC